AUGCCGUCGAAUACGAGAGUGGCUUCAAUCUCUCACGGAUCAGACUUCUCUCUAUCACUACCCCCCGAUGGAGGCUCUCGCGCGUGGACUCAAGUCCUUUGCAUGCACUUCGUCUUCUUCAACACAUGGGGCGUCAGCAACAGCUUCUCCGUGUACCAGCAGCUAUACACCGCAUCCUUCACACAGUCCGCCUCGGAGAUCUCCUGGAUAGGCAGCGUGCAAGUCUUCCUCCUCUUUUUCAUUGGCGUCCUGGCUGGCCGCGCCACCGACGCUGGCUACUUCCGCCCCGUGUACAUGGCCGGCGUGCUCCUGCAACUCGUCGGCAUCUUCAUGCUCUCGCUCUGCAAAACAUACUGGCAGGUGUUCCUGGCGCAGGCCGUCUGCAUGGGGCUGGGGAACGGCCUCGUCUUCACCCCGGGGCUGUCCGUCAUGUCCUCGUACUUUGAAAAGAACCGCGCCUUCGCCGUCGGCCUGGCUGCGUCCGGCGCCGCCACUGGCGGAAUGGUCUACCCCGUCGUCGUCAACCAGCUGCUGUACACGCACAGCAUUGGCUUCGCGUGGACGACGCGCGCCGCCGGCCUCGUCAUGCUCAUCACCCAUCUCCCCGGCCUUGUGCUCUUCAGACCGCGUCUGCCGCCCCGCACCACCGGCCCCCUGAUCGACUGGGAGGCCUUCACCGAGCGACCCUUCGUCUUCAUCACCCUGAGCAUGUUCCUCAACUUCUGGGGGCUGUACUUUGCCUUCUUCUACCUCGGCACCUUUGCCCGCGACCGCAUCGGCAUCGAACACACCCAGGACCUGGUGCUCGUGCUCAACGGCGUCGGCGUCGUCGGCCGCAUCGUGCCCACCCUCAUCGGGGACAGGGUGCUGGGCCGCCUCAACACGCUCAUCCCCAGUAGCCUGGCCUCUAGCGUCUUGAUCUACUGCUGGAUCCCGGUGUCGACGCAGGGCGGGCUGUAUGCGUUUGCGGCCGUGUAUGGGGUUGUGGGUGGCGCGGCGCAGGCCCUCUUCCCCGCGUCCAUUACGACAAUGAGCCCGGAUAUCAAGAAGACAGGCACGCGCGUGGGCAUGAUACUCAGCAUUGUGAGUAUUGCGACGCUGACGGGGCCUGCGAUCGAGGGGGCGUUGAUCCACCGCGCUGGGGGGAGUUAUCUCUACGCGCAGAUAUUUGCUGCCACGUCCAUUCUUGUCGGGGCGUUAGCGGCGAUAGCUGCGAGGAUAGCAAAGGCGGGUUGGGCGUGGGAUGUCAAGGCAUGA
Messenger RNA from Aspergillus terreus NIH2624, 1257 nucleotides. RefSeq lists its product as uncharacterized. Lineage: Eukaryota; Fungi; Ascomycota; Eurotiomycetes; Eurotiales; Aspergillaceae. Gene Ontology annotation, cellular component: fungal-type vacuole membrane. The transcript has a single exon. The record is from RefSeq and is a predicted model, not a curated record. Bases 1 to 1257 code for a protein of 418 amino acids. Gene Ontology annotation, biological process: transmembrane transport. Gene Ontology annotation, molecular function: transmembrane transporter activity.